AUGAAUUACAGUGACAUGUCAAGUAAAUAUAUGGACGAAAGUUUAGAGGAAGGCUCUAGAUUCCAACAACAUUAUUGUAUAACGUUGGGUGAGGAUGAAUUAUUGAAAGCUGUGCGAAAUAGCGAAUCAUUACGCUUGACAUUUACUCUACAUUUGACGGAAAGCACAUCCGUUGAAUGGGAAACUGUAGUAUGGCGUCAUUGUCUUUAUAUUCGCGUGCCAAGCUGCCUUUUACCCGAAGGUUCGAAAGAAGGUUUCGUGUCUCUCCUGGAAUACGCUGAAGAAACAUUACGAUGUACAAAUAUCAUCAUUUGUCUGCGUAAAGACAGAGCGGAUCGAGGUACUUGUCGUCAACCGUUCUUUGACUCCAAUGAAAAUGAUUAUGAGGAAAAAAGUUUCUCGUCUAAAACACUUUGUUGUUAUGGUUUAGCAAUGCUGGUUCGUACCUUCAUGUUUUUGGGCUUCACUGUACUACCGCCUACUCACUCCUUGGUACCACCAGGCAGUGAUGCUGGCAAUCUCUACAUGCUCUAUGCCAUCGAGUAG
Messenger RNA from Bombus huntii, 546 nucleotides. It is a transcript of the gene Oda, whose product is annotated as ornithine decarboxylase antizyme 1. The record is from RefSeq and is a predicted model, not a curated record. Bases 1 to 546 code for a protein of 181 amino acids. Gene Ontology annotation, biological process: positive regulation of protein catabolic process. NCBI's taxonomy places the organism in Eukaryota, Metazoa, Arthropoda, Insecta, Hymenoptera, Apidae. Gene Ontology annotation, molecular function: ornithine decarboxylase inhibitor activity. The transcript has 2 exons. Gene Ontology annotation, cellular component: cytoplasm; nucleus.